Molecule: messenger RNA, 1948 nt
Organism: Erythranthe guttata (spotted monkey flower)
Lineage: Eukaryota; Viridiplantae; Streptophyta; Magnoliopsida; Lamiales; Phrymaceae
Product: Protein phosphatase 2C family protein
Biological process (GO): protein dephosphorylation
Molecular function (GO): protein serine/threonine phosphatase activity
Source: RefSeq, a predicted model, not a curated record
AUUUUGCCCGAAUACCCGCUGCUCUCUCUCUCCGCGUCUUCUUCUUCUCUCUCUCUCUAGAUUUUGCUAGCUACUCCCUCCAAUCGAAUUAUUCAUACAUAAACACAAAAAAACAAAAAGAAAAAGAAAAUCUCCGUGCUUUCUCUCUCUAGGGUUUCUAGCUCUGAUUUCCGUCGAUCUACUUCAAUUUACCCCCUUCAAUGUCUUCGCUGGUUUGGAGAUGACGACGAUUGGAGAUAUGCUGGAACAGCAGAGAGUGCUAAAAUGAGCCAGACGACAGAUGUAUACAAGAUGAAGCAGAAACAACAACAGCCCAUUCCGCUUGGGACUUUGAUCGGUCGCGAAUUAAGAAAUGAGAAGGUGGAGAAACCCACUGUGAAAUAUGGGCAAGCUGCUCUCGCUAAGAAAGGAGAGGACUAUUUUCUUGUGAAGCUCGACUGCCAAAGGGUUCUGGCCGAUCCAUCAACAUCUUUUUCUGUUUUUGCCAUAUUUGAUGGGCACAAUGGUAUAUCAGCUGCUAUAUUUACCAAAGAGAAUUUACUGAACAACGUAUUAAGUGCUAUUCCGCAACAACUUGGUAGGGAAGAGUGGCUUCAAGCCCUUCCUAGGGCAUUAGUAGCUGGGUUUGUCAAAACUGACAUAGAAUUUCAGCAGAGAGGUGAGACAUCUGGAACGACAGUUACUUUUGUAGUGAUUGAUGGUUGGACGGUGACCGUUGCAUCUGUUGGAGAUUCUCGGUGCAUAUUGGACACACAAGGAGGUGUUGUUUCUCUUUUGACAGUUGACCAUCGGCUUGAAGAAAAUGUUGAGGAACGCGAGCGUGUAACUGCUAGCGGUGGUGAAGUAGGAAGACUAAAUGUGUACGGGGGCACUGGGGUUGGUCCAUUACGAUGCUGGCCAGGUGGAUUGUGUCUUUCAAGGUCAAUUGGUGAUACAGACGUGGGCGAGUUCAUUGUCCCGAUUCCUCAUGUUAAGCAAGUCAAGCUUUCAAAUGCUGGGGGAAGACUUAUAAUUGCGUCAGACGGUAUAUGGGAUGCCUUGACUUCUGAUAUUGCUGCUCAGUCUUGCCGAGGUUUACCUGCGGAACUUGCCGCAAAAUUGGUCGUUAAGGAGGCUCUGAGGUCACGAGGUUUGAAGGAUGAUACAACCUGCUUGGUUGUUGAUAUUAUUCCUUAUGACCAUCCUGUUUUGCCGCCACCGAUGCCUAAAAAGAAGCAAAACUUGCUUACUUCACUUUUAUUUGGGAAAAAAUUCCACAACUCUAGCAAAGGAACUAAUAAGCUAUCAACUGUUGGAGUUGUGGAGGAAUUGUUUGAGGAGGGUUCCGCUAUGCUUGCUGACAGGCUGGGUAAGGAUUUUCCUCUGGAUUCAAACUCUGGGCUGUUUAGAUGUGCAAUAUGCCAGGUGGAUCAGCCAGCUAGUGAGGGUUUAUCUGUAAACUCAGGCCCGUUUUUCUCGCCUUCAUCAAAGCCAUGGGAAGGUCCUUUCCUCUGUGCUAGUUGUCGUAGGAAGAAAGACGCUAUGGAAGGGAAAAAGCCUUUUGCAGUCACUGCAUAAAUUUCGUAACCUAUAAAACAUAUAUAUAUAUAUAAAUAUUGAUACAUAUUUUUGUGCUUGUGUGAGUGAAUGAGCUUGCUUUUCCAUCUGCGGUGAUCGAUCCUUAUAUCAAUCAAUGUGUUGUGUGUGUGUAACAAGUGAUUUAGUAGAAGAGAUAUUUUAUUUAGGGAGCACUCCUUUUUUUGUUGUUGUGGUUCCUCAAUGUGUGUUGGCUCGUUUUCCGACUGAUGCUUUGACCCGAACAGACAUGUGAUUGUGAUAAUCUGACUACUAACAGCUUAAGAGUAUGUAAUUAAGGAAAUGAUGUUUGCAAAUCAAGUGUUCUUCAUUCAAUUACUAUUCAAUCUGUCAGUCUAUCUUCUUAACUUAUUAAUACAUAUGUUUUUUUUGU